Nematolebias whitei (Rio pearlfish) is the source of this 1276-nucleotide messenger RNA. RefSeq names its product sphingosine-1-phosphate receptor 2 (gene s1pr2). Gene Ontology annotation, biological process: sphingosine-1-phosphate receptor signaling pathway. Lineage: Eukaryota; Metazoa; Chordata; Actinopteri; Cyprinodontiformes; Rivulidae. Gene Ontology annotation, molecular function: sphingosine-1-phosphate receptor activity. Bases 87 to 1193 code for a protein of 368 amino acids. Gene Ontology annotation, cellular component: membrane. The transcript has a single exon. The record is from RefSeq and is a predicted model, not a curated record.
GGGACAUCCAGUCUCCACCCAGCCCAUUUGUUGCCCUGAAGGCAAAAAUUAAUGGCAUAGACACUUUGCACAACUCUGCAGUGCAAAUGAAUCCUUGCUGUAAAGCCACUGGGUUCUGCCACCCAGUCACCAUGAAGAGCAAGUAUUCCCAGUACUACAACUCGAGUGUGAUCAGCCUCCACUAUGCUUAUGCUAAAAACAUGAGCAUAGAGAACAUAACGGUAUGCUAUCAGAGUAAAGAACAGUUCAGCACUGUCAAUAUUGUCUUCAUCAUUAUCUGCACCGUCAUCAUCCUGGAGAAUCUUUUAGUCCUGGUUGCAGUCUGGCGCAACAAGAAGUUCCAUUCAGCAAUGUUUUUCUUCAUUGGCAACUUGGCGUUCUCUGACUUGCUGGCAGGCUCCACCUACAUAGCCAAUAUAUUCCUGUCAGGAUCAAUGAGCAUAAAACUGGUGCCUGUGCAGUGGUUCAUCAGAGAGGGAACAGUGUUCAUCGCUCUGGCUGCUUCAGUCUUCAGCCUGUUGGCGAUCGCCAUUGAGCGCUACAUUGCCAUCACCAAGGUCAAGGUGUACGGCUCCACCAAGACAUGUCGCAUGUUCCUCCUGAUUGGAGCUUGUUGGGUCACCUCCAUUCUGCUCGGAGGACUUCCCAUCCUCGGUUGGAACUGCAUCUGCAAUCUCCCCGACUGCUCGGCAGUCCUGCCACUCUACUCCAAGAAAUACAUAGUCUUUGUGGUCACCAUUUUCACUCUCAUACUGUUCUCUAUUGUCAUCCUCUAUGUGAAGAUCUAUUUGAUCGUGAGCUCCAGCCGCCAGGAAGCAACUAACUUACAAGCGUAUGCACUUUUGAAAACUGUCACAAUAGUGCUGGGUGUUUUCAUUGUGUGCUGGCUGCCUGCUUUCACAAUCCUGCUCCUGGAUUCGUCCUGCACCAUGCAGCUCUGCCCUGUCCUCUCCAACGGACAGAUCUUUUUCAAUUUUGCCGCUCUAAACUCAGCGCUUAACCCAGUGAUCUACAUGCUGCGCAGCAAGGAGAUGAGAAGGGAGUUCCUGCGUGUGUUGUGCUGCUGGGGGGUGCUGCAGAGCGGGCGACCAUCUGAACGCUGCUGGGUCCCUCUGAAGAGCUCCAGCUCUCUGGAACACUGCACCAUCAAACAUGAACACCAGACUAUGCCCAUCAUGCAAACCUGUGUCUGAUAUGGCAUUAGAGGGCUUGUGAUUUUGUAAAAAUAAAAAUAAAAAAGAGCAUUUGCAAACAAGUAAAAAGGCUGCAAUGAGAU